UGCUCAUUCUCUACACAACCCGGAAAUAAGAGUUUGAAAACAUCUUUAUUGCAAAAGGGUUACAGUACAUACAUGAUCAAAGAAUCAUACUGCAUUAGUGAACAAACAAAGGGCACAGACAGGAGAAAUACAAUUUUGCCAGGGUAGCUAAUACAUUAUUAAAAAGAAAAAGAGGACCAAACAUUGACAGUCUUGAUUGCCUUCUUGUUGUUAGAGACAGAAAUGAAAGAAGUCAGAAACUUGCGCUGGGUGAGCAAUUCCAUAGGAAUGUACGGAACCAGGGGGCGGUGCUCUAUCUAGUUCUUAUAAUCAUCCGUGGGAUAAUGACGCAGUUUCACCGUCACUUCAACAAACGGAGAAAAUCACUAUGAAGAUCCUGCUUUUACUGGUUCUGCUGGGAAUACACAGCGCGAGCGCACGAACUCACUCUCUGAAGUAUUUCUUCACUGGAUCAUCUGAAGUCCCAAACUUCCCACAGUUUGUGGCUUUUGGUUUGGUUGAUGAUGUUCAGAUUGAUCACUAUGACAGCAACACAAUGAGAGCAGAACCCAAACAGGACUGGAUGAGGAAGAUCACAGAUCCACAGUACUGGGAGAGUCAGACUGGGAUCGCUUUGCGUGCCCAGCAGCGCUUCAAAGCCGGCAUUGAAAUUUUAAAGCAGCGCUUCAACCAAACUGGAGGUGUCCACAUUCUACAGUUAAUGUUUGGCUGUGACUGGGAUGAUGAGACUGGAGAAGUUAACAGUUAUAAUAAGUUUGGUUAUGAUGGAGAAGACUUAAUAGCUUUGGACCUGAAGACAGAGACAUGGAUCGCUCUGUCAUCACAGGCUUUCAUCAUCAAAAACAUAUGGGAUGCUGAUAAAGCUUAUCUUGCUGAACAAAAAUACUACCUCACUCAGUAUUGUCCUGAGUGGUUGAAGAAGUACGUGGAGUAUGGGAAGAGCUCUCUGCAGAGAACAGAGCUUCCCUCAGUGUCUCUCCUCCAGAAGUCUCCCUCCUCUCCAGUGACCUGCCACGCUACAGGUUUCUACCCAAACAAAGCCGUGUUGUCCUGGAGGAAAGACGGAGAGGAUCAUCAUGAGGACGUGGACCACGGAGAGACUCUGCCCAACCAUGACGGAACCUUCCAGAUGAGCACUGACCUGCAAGUGUCAUCAAUCCCACCUGAGGACUGGAGGAAGUAUGACUGCGUGUUCCAGCUCUCUGGUGUGGAAGACGUUGUCAAAGUACUGGAAAAAGACGCCGUCCAAUCCAACAGAGCUGCUUCAUCUGCACAGGUUGUGAAGCCUAUGGACACGACCACCAUCAUCAUCAUCGUUGCAGUGGUUGUUCUUGUCGUCAUCAUCUUCGCUGCUGCUGCUUUCCUCUUGUACAGAAGAUUCAGUGCCAAAUCCGCCCCAUCUCCUGCGAGCAGCACUGAGGUGCAGCAGCUGAACUCUGGGAGAGAAUAAAUGACAAAUACAUCACCGUUCCUUUGUUCACGGAAUCAUUUCAUCCACUGGAACAAGGAGUGAUGUCACCAAAGGGAAAUAUUGAUUGUCAGUCUCAUCAGAAAUCACUGAUUGAUCAACAAACAAACAACACUUAUUCACAAAGUGGCAACAUUUGAAAACAUCAAUGACAAAUCUUCAUCAUUGUCAACACUUAUUUCACAGUAAAUACAAAGGAAUCUGGUGAAAUGUUGGCAUUAAAUCUGUCAAUCAAAUCAGGAGUUUUUCUCAAGUCAAACACAAUGUUGACAACAAUGAAAGCAUCACAACUCUGUUUGCACACAAACACAUUCUUGAAAUCUUUGUGUGAUCGUCCAAAACAAAUCCACACAUAGUUCCACUUUCAUAUUCCUGGUGUUGGGUAUCGUCAUGGAAACCAUGAGAAAUAACACAACUCUAAAUACACAUUGACUAUAUAGACUUUCUUUUCAUUCUCUGGUUGUGUAAAAUCACUGGGGACAACAGUGUAAGUCCAUCAGCGUCGUUCAAUCACACAUUUACAACGUGGUAUAGAGACUGUAGAUUAGCUGCAGGUGUCAUUGUGCUUUUAUUUGUGGCACAAUGUUUUGCCUCUUUACUCAACAAGAUAGAAAAUGAUUGGACACAUUUCCACCUGGUUUGUGUUGCAUCUCUAAACUCACUGUUAGUUCCAUUUGCAGAAAAUCUCUUUCUUCACUAUAUACACGAUGCCACAUGUUAAUAAUAAUAAUCACAUAUUCAGUGAUGUAUCGGCUGUAGAUCCAAGACACCAACACACAUUAAACAAUAAGCAUCAGUGCUCAUCUGAUUUUCCACUUGUGUAAAUAUGUAAAUAUUUCAGGCUCAGAGUUAUUAAUGUUUCUUUCUUUCAUGAUGUUUUGAUUAUAUAUCACUUAAUAUGAAACAAGCUUGUUCAUGAAAUGAGAUUUGUGGGAUUUUUGAAGCUCGUCGACACACUGAUGUUUCAGCUUUGGCUUCUUAAACAUUUUGAAGAUGUGUUUAAAGAAAUGAAGUUGCACUGUUGUUUCUUUCCUUUUGUACUUCUACCUUGCUUUUCAAAAUUCAAUAAAGGCCCUGAUUUGUUCAAAUGUC
This is a messenger RNA of Solea solea (common sole), 2560 nucleotides long. RefSeq names its product major histocompatibility complex class I-related gene protein-like. The coding region runs from base 368 to 1450 and encodes 360 amino acids. Gene Ontology annotation, cellular component: external side of plasma membrane. NCBI's taxonomy places the organism in Eukaryota, Metazoa, Chordata, Actinopteri, Pleuronectiformes, Soleidae. The record is from RefSeq and is a predicted model, not a curated record. The transcript is spliced from 8 exons. Gene Ontology annotation, biological process: immune response.